GUCAAAAACACUGAAGGAGUCAAAAUUUGGACAAGCACAGCGGCAGGAAGUUUUACCGACCGCACCGCUGAUUAAAAGCGGCUACUUGAGGGGAGUCAUCGGAGGCUUUUCACCGACUUUUCCACGGAUUGUAAACUCUGGAGUAGCAGGAGCUUAACCCAGCUAACGUUACGGUGGCUAUCGUGCUGUUUUCAAAGUGCGGUGAGUGGGAGCCGACAUACCUCCGAGACAACUCAGCUUCACCCAACACCCUGGAAUACACUCUGUAGUUUGUGUACCGAGACCGCAGGGAGAAGAUCCGCGGAGCUCCGGGCCCCCGGUGUAGGAGGGUUUUUAUAGCCGCCUCUUCGAGCAUCGUGUGCCGCGGCAGGAGAGGAGAAACAUGGCAGAUGGUGACAUGCGCCCGGCCGCAAUGUGGCGGAUCGUGCAGACCUGAGGCACGGACUUUUCUUAUGCGUACAUUUUUCUCAUCUCCUCACUUUUUUAUAAAAACAAUUUAAACACUAUCAUUCAGUUGCUUUUUUAAAAUAUUACACCACUUUUUCCCCCUCGCUUGAAGUCUCUUUGGUGGGUUAGUUACAGCGCAUCAAAAUAGAGGCCAAAGACUCAUUAACUUGAUGUUUUUACACUUUUCUGGCAGUCGGAGAACAAAACCAUUGCUCGGAUAAUCAGCCGCUGCACGUUUUUACACUUGACUUUGCUCUACUGGACUAAUCUGUGACUGUUUGAGGAUCUUUUUUGGGGAUUUAAAAAAAAAAAUUGUGUCGAGCUUUUUUCUGGCUUGUGGCGAGUCCAGACAUCACGUUGUUUACAAGUGGAGGCUCUCCUCAGAAGCUCCUUUGUAACCGCUAAUCCCUGUGUGUUGCCUUCAUAGCUUUACAGUAAACAUCCUCGGGUUAAAUUUCAACAAAAGGAUGUGUAAUUAGACAAAUUUGGUACUUAAAAAAACACAAUUAAUUGAUUCAUCCUUAAACUAUUGCCUACUUUUUACCAGACAGUUUUAAAGUAUACUUUUUUGACAUUUACCCUUUUGACAUAUAUAUGUAUAAAUUGAGUGAUUAAUAACGGGAAUGGCAUUAUUUUACAUGCGUUCAGGAUUUUCUCAUUCAUUCACAGUUCAGCCAAAACUUGUGUAGCUCCAGAUGUUUUGGUGCUCUGUGCCACUCUGCCAUUUUUGUUUUUAUUUCAUUCAAACAAAGGGACUGUCAUCCCAGCCCUCCUUCAUGCUAUAUACAUCUGAAGGUUUAUGAUAGUUACUAUUAAGGAGAUUAUUUGGGUUCCCUAAUCUCCAAUCUGAGGAUUAACCGAAGCUAUUGGUGUGUCCAGAUUAUUACGUCUCUUUUUUUCGGCCCCACUGUUUACACCCCCGCAGCGGCUGAAGCAUAUUGUUUUUGUGUCCGGAUAGUCCUUGAACGCAUCACUCGCUGCAUAUUAACUCCCAGUUAUUUUUAAGGUAAAUGUUUUAAGGGGUUCAGAUUUUUUGCGUUGACUCGAGGUUCAGAGGAUCGCCAUGGAGGAGUCAUCGGUUCCCCCCAUUGACCCAGAUUUCGAGCCACAGAGCAGACCCCGGUCUUGCACGUGGCCGCUCCCCAGACCCGACAUCUCGGCUGUCAAACCGGAGGGCGCGGAUGGCACCGAGUCCGCCGCCGGGACCCCGCCCGCCGACGAGGACAAGCCCGAGCAGCAGCAAAUCACGUCCGAGCCCGAGAAGGCAGCGGCGGCGGCUGAGGGCGGGGCCGUGGCCGGUGUGGGCGGAGCCGGAGCGACGCCCCGCAAGGGAUCAUCCCGGCGCAACGCGUGGGGGAACCAAAGCUACGCAGAUCUGAUUAGCCAGGCCAUCGAGAACUCACCUGAGAAGAGGCUGACCCUGGCCCAGAUCUACGAGUGGAUGGUGAAAACAGUGCCUUACUUUAGAGACAAAGGAGACAGCAACAGCUCAGCUGGGUGGAAGAACUCAAUCCGCCACAAUCUAUCACUCCACAACAAGUUUUUGAGAGUACACAAUGAAUCAACAGGCAAGAGCUCCUGGUGGAUGCUCAACCCAGAAGGAGGAAAGACCGGGAAAGCUCCUCGCCGCCGGGCCGCCUCCAUGGACAACAGCAGCAAGCUGCUGAAGAGCCGCAUGAGAGCCAAGCAGACCAAGAAGCAGGCGGGGGCGGCAGGCAGCGGGGCGCUGCAGGGUGAUGGCAGCACAGGCUCAGCUGGUGCAGACAGCCCUAAUUCAUCUCAGCAGUUUUCCAAAUGGGGGGUCAACAGCAGCAGCCCCUCGUCCCGCGGCAGUCUGGACGAUACCGACAUGUGGACGACCUUCCGCCCACGCACAAGCUCUAACGCCAGCACCCUGAGCGGACGCCUGUCCCCCAUCGCUCCUGGCCAGGAGGAUGACGACAACCUGCCUGAAGACGGGCUGCUGGGAAGGUACACCGCCCCCACCCUCACCGAGACCCUCAUGGAGGAGCUGGAUCUGAUCGAUGGCCUGACUUUGAUGACUGGACAGCAGGGAGGAGCCAGCCCCAGCACAGCCCCUCCAGCACCUCCCACCCCGCUGCCCUCCGCCUCCACUCUGCUGCCUCGCGGCUCCAGCUUCUCCACCUUUCAUCAGCUGCAACCCUCCAGCAUCCCGCAGGCCCCCACUCACACAGGGACCCAGGCCUCUGUCUCACAGUGCGGACCCAGCAGCAAAGAGCCGUCGACUUUUAGCAACUCCCUCUUCAACCCCAUGCCCAGCUCGGGGUCUCGUGGGAGCAGCCACUACAGUACCCACGUGCCUUCCAGCCUGGAGGCGUUGCUCACCUCGGACUCCCCUCCCCCGAGUGAUGUCAUGAUGACCCAAGUGGAUCCUGUCAUGCCCAGUCCUGGAGGGGUGGGCUUGAUGGGCAUGGGCGCAUCCGUGGUGGGCGUGAGGCCCAAACCUAAUCAGCUCCUGUUGGGUAAAGGGCUCGAGCCGAACACAGUGGCACCGAUGGGGCUGCAGGCUCAGAUGCAGCCGCAGCAACACCACCUUCAUCAGCAGCACCAGCAGCACCAGCAGCACCAGCAGCACCAGCAUCACUCUCAGAUGGGGUUGGGGAUGAUCCUCUCAGGUAUGUCUCAGGACCCGUCACAGCUCUCCGCUCUCAAAGCCCAGCAUGCCGCAGUGCCAGCUGUGGGACCUCACCACGGAGUCGCCUCAGCCAAUCCCAGCGCAAGCCUGCAGGGGAUGGCUCAGUUCGGAGUUCCGUCCUGUUUCCAGACUGGUCAGGACCGCCUGCCCACAGACUUGGACAUUGACAUGUUCACCGAAAACUUGGAUUGUGACGUGGACUACAUCAUCAACAGUGACCUCAUGGACGGAGAUGGCAUUGAUUUCAACUUUGACCCCAUACUGCCUGGAGGCCAAGGCUACGCCGGCCCGGCCUCCACACAGGGCUCCGCUCACAACUGGGUGCCCAGUUAAUUCCACAGCUGACCACACAAAGUUAGCCAGGAACUGAUCUCCAAUCAAAAUAACCUCACAAACCACAAAACGACCGGUGCAUCUCUCCGCCCUGCUGGCUGAAGACACUUUUUUUCAAAUUCAAUGUUUCUAUUGGGACUUUAAAGACAAAACCAGACCUCACUCAUGUCAUGUGCCAAGACAUGCAGAGGACAGGGAGGAGAUUCAGGCUACUAUGCACACUUUUUUCAUUUUCACACUUUUUUUGUUUUUUUGUUUUGUUUUUUGUAACACUUGCAACAUUUUGGCUGCUAGCCAUUUUUUUCUUUUAAUCCGAACUGAGGAUUUUUAUAGAUGUGACAUAAUGUGUUAGAGUGAAAAGACAAAUCAGCAGCUCCCCUCUGCCGGGAGUUCAGAUUGUAAUGAUCUUACACCAGAAUAGCUUUAUGGUGGAUACGGUACCCAUGAUCUCGACGUCUUUGGGAUUGAAGACUCGAUGGACUGUGCGUUUUGGAGAAAUGGCCAGUUUUCCAUCGAAACACUCGCCUCACAUGAACUGCCAGACCAAACAGUGAUUGGUCAUCUGGACGAGGGGCAGAGAACAAGUGUUGAGGCUCGUUGUGAACAGGUGGAAGAAAAAGACUGGACAGCUCUUAAAACGUUUGAUUCAGCAUUGAUGGCUACACAUCUCUGUGACUGCGACCGAUAACAUGUACGAUUACAUUUCUCUCUCGCUGGAGAGAGAGGGUGAAAGAUGAUGCAUAUUUUCCUCCAAUGAAAUUUGGUGAUUCACCAGUAAUUGGGUAUGUAUUUGCAGUUUGGCAUUUUUUUGACUUCAAUCCAGUGUGUUAAAGUGAUGCAUAGAUGUGAGUUAGAGGGUGUUUUUCUUUUGUUUUUUUUUAAAUCCCUGAUGUGCAGUUAACUAACAAAAUGAAGAAAUGUGAUUUUUGAAUUUAUACACAGGGCAUUCAAGGGUAAAUUUAUUUGCCAACAAGUGAUUGGUUGGCCAAGUAUUAUUUUGUCUUAGACAGCAGUACACAUCCACUGUUGAAUGGUCUACCUGAUUUAUUUUUUUCUUCAUCGAGCCUGUGCGUUUUCAAAGCACUUAUGUUUCCUGCUACACAGGGACCCCAAACUAAGAGAAUACAUCCACAUGAGGUUUUACCAUUUCAUUUAAAAAAAGAGAAUUUAAGAAUCCUGUAAACAUGUAAUGCACACGUUGCACAUGUACUUAAAUGACACGCUAUGCAGAAUUAUCAGGAGAACUAAAUGAAAUCUUGAAGGAAAUUUGAAAAUCACUUCUUGAAGGUUUUGCUAUUUAACAUUUUCCUGAUAUUUUGUCGGGGAUGGGGUCGAUUGAGGGAUGUCUGAAUAUCCUCUCACACUUUAAUUAUUCAGUACUAACUUGAAAGAAAUUAAUUCACUGUGUGAGAAGUACAAAAAAAAGAAUAUAUUUGAUUAUAGUUUUAAUAUACAAUUUAGAUGGAGGUAAUAAAUGAGAUAUUAAUACAUAUGGAUAUAUUACUAAUGACAAGUGAUUUUUUUUUACAUUGGAGGAAGCAUUUUCAGAUAAUUUUUAACGGUAAUUUUCUAUACGUUUAUUUUUGUAAAGGAUGAGAUGCAUGUAGAUUUUUUUACAUAACCAAAGGAACACUAAUAUUUGCAUUUGCAUGGCAUUUAGGGAGCGCUUGAGCCUGACACAGUAUCUCAGUGUACAUAAGCUUUGCAAAAGAUGCCUGUAACAUGAAAUCUGACUUUUGAAAGACAAUUUUGAGGCGAAGUGCAUCAAUACUUGACCAUUGUAACAAAAAUCCCCGGGGAUCUUCCUCACAAGGGUUUUAUUUUCUUUUGGCUUUUCUGCAUUAACGGUGCCGUGUGUAGGAUAUAGUGGCAUCUAGUGGUGAAGUUGUAGAUUGCAACAAACUGAAUACCACUCCUUCUCCCUCCCUUUCCAAGUAUGUAGGAGAACUUAUGGUGGCUGGGAAAACAACCAAAGACCCUACGAAGAGCCAAUGUUUGAUUUUUCCAUUCUGGGUUACUGUAGAGACAUUGAGGGCUCCGUGCAAGAGGACCCGCCCCGGCUUUGAAGCCAAUUUGACAUAGUGCCCAAACUGUAUAAUUACAAUGUUAUACAUUUUGAAAUCAGCAGAUACAUUUUUUUAGCUUCACAACCUCCUCAAAUUGACUUGUUUCACAAUCAGAAUUUAAUCCAUUCAGUCUGAUCACAUUUGUAAAGUCUAUAAGAGCCGCAUGAGUUAAUUGUUUCAUUCCCACUCAAGUUAGCUGGAGGGCUAAACUGGAAAAAGCUGACUCGGCCCGUGGAAGUCGCUAGUGUGCUUGGCCCCACAAAUGCAGACGCUGUGUGGAAGAAGUCAAACUUUUUUGUCUUCAUAGCGCAUUUCAUACACAAUGGCAACUCAAUGUGCUUUACAUAAAACAUUUAACAGUAAGAAUUGGUAUAGAUGGCCCCGCCUGCGACGCUGUAUCCAGUCGUCUUAAUACAUCCAUGAUGUAGAAAUAAAGACACAAUGAUUCCUGUUUUCAGGUGAUUAUACACUAACAAAAACAUACUUAUGAAUAUUAUAUUCAAUUUACGUUACACUAGAUGUUACUAAAUUCUACACACUGCACCUUUUAUUGUGAAUCCAAGAUUGUUUUUUAAAAUCUGCGCUGAAAUGUGGCACAAUAAAAGACAGCCUUUAUCGUUCCACUUUUCAACCUGCCGCCGAAUUCUCAUCUCAAAACGAGACUAAUACAACCGUUAUCUCUCAGGGUCGCUCGGAAGAAUAACAGCAGGAAAACAAGUCUGCACGGGCGUAAUCAGAUCACGUGACAAUAGCAAAAAACAAUUAAAUAUUUAUUUUACGUAUUUUCUGUUGCAACAGACUGGAAACCAACACGCCACGUCUUCUUUGGUUCUCCUGGAGACGUUUCCAUCUUAAAAUAAAGAGUUGAUCUCAAAUUUGAAUUCCCUUUUUAGAGAAAUGUAUCGUAGCUCUCCAGACAUGUAUAUCAGUACCAGUACUCCCCCGGGUUUUUUUUUUUCUUUUUUGGGGGUGGGGUUAUUUUUUUGACUGCCAAUAUUUAAAACACUAUAGCAUGAUGUUACUCUGUAGCAAGAUUAACUUUAUUUCGUCAUACCCCCCCUCCCCCACACACCCCCUUUAAAAUGUUGUGUUUUCUGUUUGUAUUUAAUUACUUGUUCAUAACCACAGAGGGUCGUGUACAUCAACGUUUUGUGAUCAGAAAUCACAUCCCUGCAGUUAAACUCUUUAAUAUUCAUCAUUUCACUGUAGUUAUGUGACUAUGUUAGCCUCUGAUUUGUAUAAAGCACUCUUUAUUGUUUCCACAAGUGUUUUUUUUUUGGCUGUUUUUGAAUGGUGCUAGAUGUCAUUUAUGACAUAUUAUGCAAUGGGUGCAUAUCAGGGCCUUUUUGAAUUAUCUGUACACAACACAAGGAUCUGGAUUUUGGUGUGACAGCACAAAAUCAGUCCCCCCCCCCUCUUUUUAUGGGUUUUAAAAUAAAUAUAUAUAUAUAAAUAUAUUUAUAUGUCAUAAUAAUCCCCCAACAUGGUCACUUAAAUAGAUCUGGAAAGAGAAGACCAGCUUGUUAAAAGUGCAUGAAAAAUGUUUGUUUCUUAUUAUAUGAACUCAUGACAUGUAAGUAUUUUAGAAAGUUGUAUAUGCAACCAACUCCCCUCCAGUUUUCUCAUUCAUGUCCAGGUGUCAGAGACAUUAUGAGCAGUAGACAGAAAGUCUGCAGCAUGUUGGUGGAUGGUUUGCUGCACUGUGUCUCUAGUUUACUGUUGCCUCCUUUUUUUUUUAAAAAGAAAAAAGGAAGGCCCGAUGUUAUUACUUCCUUUCUUUCUCCCCUUUAUGUAAUUACAAUUAUCUACAUAUUUUUUCUUCCUUUAAGUAGCAGUUAGUCCCUCAAUGUCUGUUUUUGAAAUUGCCCCAUUUGAUACAGUAUUUUAGUAUUUGGCAAGGGUUUUUUUUUUUUUUUACUUAAUUUUUUCCAUAGGGGUGGGUUACAGGGAUUAAUGACAUGUGCAUAAGCCAAUUACAUUUUAUGAUUUUUUUUUGAUUAAUGUUGAUAGUUUUUCUUUCUUCCUCUCCCCCUCACCUAUCCUCUGUCUUUUUUCUCCUCUCUCUCUUUACACAUUGUAAAGUCAGCCAGAUGACAAACAGUUCUGAACAGCAGAAAUAAAUUCAAUAAA
Messenger RNA from Scomber scombrus (Atlantic mackerel), 7632 nucleotides. It is a transcript of the gene foxo4, whose product is annotated as forkhead box O4. The record is from RefSeq and is a predicted model, not a curated record. Gene Ontology annotation, cellular component: nucleus. NCBI's taxonomy places the organism in Eukaryota, Metazoa, Chordata, Actinopteri, Scombriformes, Scombridae. The transcript has 3 exons. Gene Ontology annotation, biological process: regulation of transcription by RNA polymerase II. The coding region runs from base 1511 to 3436 and encodes 641 amino acids. Gene Ontology annotation, molecular function: RNA polymerase II cis-regulatory region sequence-specific DNA binding; DNA-binding transcription factor activity, RNA polymerase II-specific.